AUGAUGGAGCCAGCUGGCGAUGCAUGUUGUGGGGCCACUGCUCGAGCUCUGGAUAUGUUCAAUCGUCGUGGUUCGGUGAUUGCCGUCGUGAUAGGAGACAUGGAAACGCUAGGCUCCAUUGAUCCACAGAGUGAUUGGCGGCCACCGUAUCCGCGUUUAAUUGCAUUCCAUGACUGCCUUUCACUUGCUUCCGCUUGGUCACUUGGUCUCAAUCCGUCACUGCUCGAUGACAGACCCACUGGAGCCUCUCAAGCGCAAUCACCAUGCGAAGACGAUUCCGGUGACGGCAAAUCGAACGAGAUGCUGGCCAGUUGCCCAGCAUUCAGAAAUGAACUUGGAGCGAGCCGACACGACGGGUGGCCCUCUCUCGGCACACAUGCGAUGGUCCAUUGGAAGCACACGAAUCAUACCGCCGCUGCUGCCGGCAUUCUUGAAGACGUCUCCAAUGUCUAUCUGGGUGGUCGAUUGUGUGCUGCUCGACAGCCGAAAAACGUCAUCGAACCACAGGACAUCGGUUCCUAUUACUAUCGGCAUUGCUUUGCGGGACGAGCACAUGUAGAAUAUUUCGGUGUCGACGACGAGCUCGGCCCCAUAGCGGUCAGUAUGGAACUUCGUAUAAUGACUAAAUAA
Messenger RNA from Ostertagia ostertagi, 630 nucleotides. The record is from the annotation of a GenBank genome assembly. Lineage: Eukaryota; Metazoa; Nematoda; Chromadorea; Rhabditida; Trichostrongylidae.